This is a messenger RNA of Nelumbo nucifera (sacred lotus), 1202 nucleotides long. Its product is annotated as auxin-responsive protein SAUR32-like. Lineage: Eukaryota; Viridiplantae; Streptophyta; Magnoliopsida; Proteales; Nelumbonaceae. The record is from RefSeq and is a predicted model, not a curated record. Gene Ontology annotation, biological process: response to auxin.
UUUUAAUUUUGUGUAGGUGUAAAAAACAAGCAACCCUUUUCUCCGUGUACAGUUGGAUUACUUCUAGCUAUCAAAUGAUUCAAAUGACAAAUCCAUUCUCUAUAUAAACCCACCUUCCUCUGAUUCCCCUCUCUUGCCAAUCCUUUCCAAAAUCGUAUCGUAUGUGUUUCCUUUGAAGCUGUUCGAUCAUGAGCAACGUUCCUAGGUCUUUGACGGAUUCUUCUCUAACCCUCUUCAAGCUAGCGAUCUCAUCUUCUGAUCCGUGGCCUUUCUCUUUUGUUUUCUUAUAAUAUAAUAAGGGCUUCUUCCUCCCCGUGAGAGAGAAAGAACAACUGGUUGUGCGCGUAUUUUGUUCUGAUACUCAGAGAUGGGUAGCGGUGACAAGCACAUAUUGAACUUUCAUCUGCAUUUACCUCAUCUUCAUCAUCACAAUCAUGGUGGGAAGAAGGAAGUGAGAUGUAUCCCCAAGGGUUGUCUCGCCAUCAUGGUGGGUCAAGGAGAGGAGCAACAAAGGUUCGUGGUUCCUGUUAUUUAUUUUAACCACCCACUGUUCAUGCAGUUGUUGAAGGAAGCCGAGGAGGAGUACGGUUUUGAUCAAAAGGGUACUAUUACAAUCCCUUGCCAUGUGGAGGAGUUCCGAUACGUUCAAGGUAUCAUCGAUAAGGAGAAGUCCUUCCACAGCAAUAAUCACGUUGGGUGCUUUAAGGCCUGAUCCUGAAGAAGAUGCAGGUUUUUAGUUGUUAGAAUUCUAACCCUCGACGAUGGAUGUUGGAUGAUGAUGAUGAUGAUGAUGUAGUGUAGUUUUGUAAAAUUUUAGGGUGUCUCCGCUUUCCUUUUUCUUUUUUUUUCCUUGUUAUCUUCGCUUCUGUUUCUCGUUUGGCUUUUGUUUUUUGGGAUAGCAGGGUUAUUGAUUGGUACUGAUGAUGACAAUAUUUGUUUGUUGGUUUUGCUAUUCUUGUUUUUCUAGCAAUAGUAAAAUGCAGGCAAUUCUUUAAUUUCCUUUUUUUUUUUUUUAUGUUCUCCGAAAUUGUGACUACAUGGAAAUUUAUUGGAGUCGGUACGACGAUUGACGGCGGUUCACGAGAAAGGAAGAACACGGUUAAUGAAGAAGUGGGGAAAAGGGGUUAUCAUUUGGAGGGGGCAACUGUUUCUGUUCAAAUCCAAGAGGCAAUGUAAAUUCCCAAUUGAUUGUUUUGGCGUGA